UGAUAAAUCGCGUCCAUGUGCUUCUUUGAAGUCCAAGCUCAGGGAGCCACUGAAACUCCCAACCAGUCCAAUAACAGCAACAACUACAUCAACAGCAUAGCCAAGAAGGGGGAAAGAAAAAUCAUCAAAGAGGGUGCUUUCAACAUUUCUCAUAGAAUGAGUCAUUCUCAUGGGGCUUCUUCUUUUGAAAAUAUCAAUCGACAAGGACCCUCUUCCGUUCAAUCUGUUACUGCAGAUACUAGUUCUCAGGUGGCUUUGGAGAUUAAUUCGAAGACAAGCGUGCAUGCCGCACAAGAAAAUCAAAAUCAGACUUACGAAAAAGGGGGAGAAGAAAAACCAUCAAAGAGGGUGCUUUCAAGUUUCAACAUGCUACCUCAUAGAAGACCGAACGCAAAUGUUUCACUUGAAAGGAGCAAGUCAUGUCCAGGAUUGAUUUAUGGGUACUUUUCUGAUGAAGAAGAUAUUGAUAAAAAUGGACCCUCUUCCGUUCGAUCAUUUCCUCUUACAAGACAUUCUCACCACUUGGUUUUGGACGUUGGCUCAGAUGCGGCUACAGCUGGACUGCGACCAUUUAGAUUUGAAAUACCCAAAAGUUACUCUGCUUCUUCGACAUUACAAGAAGUGAAUCAAAGUCAGGCUUAUAAUAUGAAAGGAGCAAGACGUUUCCACAAAAUGAGUCAUCCUCGAAAUGCUUCUGUCGAAGAGGAAAUCGAUAAUCGACAAGCAUGUACAGAUCAAUGUUUGGUUCGAUCAGCUUCUAUACCACCAUAUUCUCCAUACCUCCCUCGUGGAGAUGGUACUAAUCAUGCGGCUUUGGACGUUGCUUCACAAGAACGACUGUCACCAAUAGAAGAAAAUCCAAAUCAUAUUCAGAGGCAGAGGGACUGCCUUACCCUCUAUCGAGCUGCCUUAAAAGGUAAUUGGCGAGAAGCUGAGGAUAUAAUUCGUGGAUAUCCAGAUGGCAUUAUUCUGGAUUCCAUUACAGAAAUGGAUGAUACCGUUCUUCACAUUGCAUCUGCGACAAAACACGCCACUUUUGUAAAAGAAGUGGUGGGAUUAUUGACUAAGAAAGAAGAGUUGGAACAGAAAAACAAAUGCGGAGAUACAGCCUUUUGCAUUGCUGCGGAAUCAGGGAUUGUGACAAUUGCUGAGGAGAUGUGGAAGAAAAACGAGGAUCUAGUAUUGAUCCGCAAUAAAAAAGAAAGGACACCACUUCAAGCAGCAGCUUUGUUUGGACAUAGAGACAUGGUCGCGUAUCUAUUACCUAAGACCAGUUUUCAAAAUUUGACUACUAAGGAAAAGAUGGACAUCCUUGUUGCUACUAUUACCCAUGAUAUGUAUGAUAUAACAUUCGAAAUUCUUGUAAAGGAGUCAGCAUUAGCAACUGCAAACAAUCGAGCCUUAGCAUUGCGAGAAUUGGCCAGAAAACCUUCUGCAAUUGGCAGCAGAAGUCAGCCAUCACUCUGGAAAAGCUGCUUAAACUACUGUAUAACAUUCAAAAUUCUUGAAAAAGAGGCAACAUUAGCGACUGCAAAAAAGCGAGCAUUAGUAUUGCGGGAAUUGGCCAGAAAAGCUUCUGGAAUUGGUAGCGAAAGUCAUCCAUCAGUCUGGAAAAGAUGCUUAAACUCCUGGUUGAAACGAAUCUUCAACAAAGCUUUGAUGGAGACAUUAGCCCAUCAAUUGGUUAUAGAACUAUCAGAAGAGGUUCAACUAUUCAAAGACAAAAAGCUCGAUGUUUUGUCUGUACUUACUACUGCUGCAAAAGUUGGGAAUGCUGAAUUUCUAAUUAUACUUAUUCGCACUUAUCCUGAUAUCAUGUGGAUAACAGACAGUAGAAAUCGCAGCUUGUUUCACAUUGCUGUUAUAAAUCGACAAGAGAGUGUCUUUAAUCUAAUACAUGAGGUAGUCACUUUCAAGGAAAUAAUUCUGACCAAAUAUGAUAAGCCAGAAAACGAGAACAUCCUUCACUUAGCUGGAUAUUUGGCUCCUCCAAGUCGGCUAAAUAUUGUAUCAGGAGCAGCCCUUCAAAUGCAACGGGAGUUGUUGUGGUUUAAGGGGCUAGAAAUGAUUGUGCUGCCUUCAUUCCAGAAGAUAAGGAACUCUGAUAACCUAACACCGUGGGAUUUAUUUACAAAGGAACAUGAAAAUCUACGGAGUGAUGGUGAAAAGUGGAUGAAGGAUACAGCUAACUAUUGCAUGCUUGUGGCAACACUGAUUACCACUGUGGUUUUUGCUGCAGCUUUCACUGUACCGGGUGGUAGCAAUCAAGAGACAGGCACUCCUAUUCUUUUGAAAAGUAUUUGGUUUAGGGUGUUUUUCAUAUUUGAUGCAAUAGCACUGUUAUCGUCUUCGACUUCAAUAUUGGUGUUCUUGUCAAUUCUCACAUCACGUUUCACGCAAAUGGAUUUCCUCGUGUCAUUACCAUCAAAGUUGGUGUGGGGACUCACCGCCCUCUUCAUCUCUAUAGUAGGCAUGGUGGUAGCCUUCAGUGCAACCUGCUUUUUGGUCUUUAAAAGUGAAAUGCCGUGGCUUCCUACUGGUAUAAUUGCUUCGGCUUUUGUCCCAAUUAUUGUGUUCGUUUUGCUACAUUAUCAACUUUGGGCUGAUAUCAUGCGCUCUACAUACUGGUCUGGGUUUCUUUUUAAGCCGAGUAAACAUAGAAUCUUCUAAUGGACAAUGAUGCCAAUUGGGAACUGUUUGUGGUUGUCUACGUAAUUCAAAGUGUCGACUUUUUACUGUUUCAAGAGCACCACAAUUCGUUACAUGACUAUAAAUUUGUGUCUUGGGAUUGUAUUCUAAUAAUCUUGAUUGGACUACAUCCGUCUUUUUUAUUAUUAUUAUUAUUCAUCUUGAUUAAAUUUCAUUUGUAUUUUUCCCCCUAAGCAUUUCGGUUGUAGUAAGUGAAAUUAAAGGUUUUAAGGAAUAAGGAUUGUGUGAAUGUUUUUCAUCAACAAAUGUGGGACCAAAUCAGAAUUUAUCUGAAACCUUUCUUCGAAGAACCUUCAUUGUGUGGGUCCUUCAUGUGUUUAAAGAUGUUGGUUCUC
This is a messenger RNA of Quercus robur (English oak), 3044 nucleotides long. RefSeq names its product ankyrin repeat-containing protein ITN1-like. The transcript is spliced from 9 exons. Gene Ontology annotation, molecular function: protein binding. The coding region runs from base 16 to 2670 and encodes 884 amino acids. The record is from RefSeq and is a predicted model, not a curated record. NCBI's taxonomy places the organism in Eukaryota, Viridiplantae, Streptophyta, Magnoliopsida, Fagales, Fagaceae.